AUGAACGCCCUCGUGCAGACCUCCCUCUCUGACGUCGAGAUUAAACUCAAUGCGCUUCUUGUAACUCUGACCACGGCUCCCGCUGCAGCAGGAGCGCCGGCUGCAGCUACAGCCCUACUGGAAGCCGACAGCAGGUUAACCACCUCCAUCGACACACUUCGACGGCAUCAAGAGAACUACGCAAAAAUUCUACUCCUCCGAGCAGAAGCCGAACAACUGGAGGACCGAGUGAAGGGAAUAGUUCGAGAUAUUGAGGAAUUUGAUAAAGAGAUCCGGACUGCCUGCGGCGAUGACGAAAGCGACAGCGACGAAGACUACGAAGAAGAGAACGAGACCCGGGCGAAGAAGCUGGCUUCUCGCAAGGAGAUUGAUUACCGCCUUCUCUUGGAUUUUGCACGUCGCAUCAGCAAAUACAAUAAUGAAGCCGCUGCCGAUGCAGCCAGUGGUGCCGGAAACAAAGGCCAGGGAAUGCGACCACAAAUUACAGACAAGGAUGCCACAAUGACAGGUACCAAUGGCGAGCCGACCGCGGAGAAAAGUACCGAACCAGUCUCAUCCGUGACCAAGAGCGCGACACAGUGGCUAGACGAGUCCGCGAAUGUCACGCGCGAGGUCUACAUGUUGCCAUAUCCGAUGGAGGAGCGGAUACGCAUGGGCUUGAUGGGUCAAGUUCAGCUUGCAGCUGGAACAGAUCCAGAGAAGGAGGUUGAGCGACUGAUACGGGAGGCAGAGGGCCUCGGAGUCGCAGAAGCACCCGCUCCGCCACCUGCGGUGGACUCAAGGCAGGACGAGGCAGCUCAGGCUGCGGCGCAAGCUGGAUCCUUCGCCGGUGCACCACCACCUCGGCCAUCUGGCCAUGCCCCAGCCCCAGCGCCGAAACCGAAACCGAAGGCAACUUUGGAUCUUGAUCUCUACGACCCCGAUGACGACGACUUUUGA
Penicillium maclennaniae is the source of this 939-nucleotide messenger RNA. RefSeq lists its product as uncharacterized. The transcript has a single exon. Gene Ontology annotation, biological process: regulation of transcription by RNA polymerase II. Gene Ontology annotation, molecular function: transcription coregulator activity. Bases 1 to 939 code for a protein of 312 amino acids. Gene Ontology annotation, cellular component: core mediator complex; mediator complex. NCBI's taxonomy places the organism in Eukaryota, Fungi, Ascomycota, Eurotiomycetes, Eurotiales, Aspergillaceae. The record is from RefSeq and is a predicted model, not a curated record.